Synchiropus splendidus (mandarinfish) is the source of this 2429-nucleotide messenger RNA. It is a transcript of the gene tgfbi, whose product is annotated as transforming growth factor, beta-induced. Gene Ontology annotation, biological process: extracellular matrix organization; cell adhesion. Gene Ontology annotation, cellular component: extracellular matrix. The record is from RefSeq and is a predicted model, not a curated record. Gene Ontology annotation, molecular function: cell adhesion molecule binding. Lineage: Eukaryota; Metazoa; Chordata; Actinopteri; Syngnathiformes; Callionymidae. The transcript has 17 exons. The coding region runs from base 79 to 2094 and encodes 671 amino acids.
CUCCUCCCCUCCUGCUGCUGCUGCUGAUGGGGAGAAACUUCUUCAAACUUCUGUCGAGUCUCCUCUGCGGCGCUGAAGAUGAACUCGUCUGCUCUGGUCGCGGUGGUGGUUCUGGUGGGGUCCGUGUGCGCGGCUCGGUCACCAUACCAGGCCGUGCUGCAGCACAGCCGGAUCCGAGGACGAGCUCAAGGGCCCAAUGUUUGUGCGAUGCAGCAGAUCAGAGGAACUGACAGGAAGUAUUUCACCAACUGUAAGCAGUGGUACCAUCGUAAGAUCUGCAGCCAGCCCACUGUGAUCACGUACGAGUGCUGUCCCGGUUACGAGAGGAUUCCUGGGGAGAAGGGCUGCCCUGCAGCGCUCCCUCUUGUCAACAUCUUCAGCACUUUGUCGGCCAUCGGCGCAACAACAACACAGAUGUACACCGAGCGAGCAAAGCUGAGGGAGGAGAUUGAAGGACCGGGGAGCUUCACAUUCUUUGCUCCCAGUAACGAGGCCUGGGCCGCCCUGCCCAUGGAAAUCUUGGAUGCUUUGGUCAGCAACGUGAACAUUGAGCUCCUGAAUGCGCUCCACUACCACAUGGUGAACCGCCGACUGACGUCCGAGGAGCUCAAACACGGCGCCACUUUCACCUCCAUGUACCAAGACCUGGACGUGCACGUGCACCACUACUCUAAUGGGAUUGUCACAGUAAACUGUGCUCGUCUCAUCAAACCUGACCAACACGCCACCAAUGGUAUUGUGCACCUGGUGGACCGAGUCAUUACUGCUGUCUCCAACGAUGUGCACAGCAUCAUCGACACUGACGACGACCUGGAGACCCUGCGUACGGCUAUUGCAGCGGCCGGGCUGAACUCCGUUCUGGAAGGUCCUGGGCCGUUGACUGUCUUUGCACCGACCAACGAAGCCUUCGAGAAGAUGCCUCAGGAGACGCUGACCAGGAUCCUGGGCGAUCCUGUGGCACUGAAAGACCUGCUCAACUACCACAUGCUGAAGCAGAUGCACUGUGCUGAGUCCAUUGUGUCAAGCACGGCGCUGGAGACUUUACAGGGGUCGGUGCUGGAGGUCGGCUGUGACAGUGAUAAGCUGACGCUCAACGGACACAGCAUUGUCACCACGAAGGACCAUCUGGGAACCAACGGAGUGGUCCACUACAUCAACCAGCUGCUCAUUCCAGACUCAGCAAAGACUCUCCUUGAGCUGGCCGAAGGUUCCUCUGUGUCCACUGCCACCAGGAUGUUUGUAGAGGCCGGACUCAGCCCUCACCUGAAGGGGUCUGAGGCAAUAACCAUGCUGGCACCGCUUGAUGAAGCUUUUAAAGGAAGUGUAGUGACGACAUCAGACAUGGUGGCUGUGAUGAAGAACCACCUGUUGAAGCAACAGCUCUCUUCCAAGUCGCUGUACCACCUGCAGGAACUGGAGUCCCUCGAUGGUGUCAAGCUCCGAGUCUUUGUCUACAGAAAUAACUUGUGCAUUGAGAACGCGUGCAUCGCGGCUCAUGACAAAGUGGGUCGCUACGGCACCAUGUUCACUGUGGACAAAGUCCUGACGCCACCGAUGGGGACCAUCAUGGACGUUGUGAAGUCAGACGACCGCUUCAGUCUGCUAGUAGGAGCGAUCCAAACUGCAGGAAUGACGGAGCUACUCAACCAGGAGGGGGUGCUGACCUUCUUUGCCCCUACAAAUGAUGCUUUCAGUGCUCUGCCUCCAGAAGAACUCAGCAAACUGAUGGGUAACCAGCAAGAGCUGUCCGCAGUGCUCAGGUAUCACCUGGGGGAGGGGCUCUUGGUGAGUGGGGGUGUGAGCUCUCACACCAGGGUCAAACCUUUGCAGGGGGAGAAGUUGGAGCUGGGGGUGAGAAACUACACCGUCCACGUGAACAGGAUUCCGGUGGUGGAUGCUGAUCUGAUGGCGACAAAUGGAGUCGUUCACGCCGUCAACAAAAUCGUCAAGCCUGUCUUUGUGAAGGACCGAGAACAAUCAGACGGACCGGCCGGUGCUGCCAGCAGACUGGACUCCAGAAGCUUCCGUGACGAAAAUCUUUUUAACAAAGUUCUCAACAGCCGCUCGAGCCGGAACAUGAACACCAGUCAGUGAAGCUGCGGAGGCGGCACGUUGGACUCUGCAUGUGCUAAAACUAUUUCUGAAACACAUCGCGCGACGUCAGUCUCCGAGCCAACUAGCAGUCUGUUAAUCUAGCUGUCAAGAGGUAGCGACUACAGGCUUUGGAUGGGACCAUGUACCUUCAUUGGUUGUUACUUACUGUCAAUUGUUUCGCCACUUGUUCCAAGGAAUGACGUGAUUGAGAUAAAAACCAAACAAAAAAUUGUGUUUACUUGUUAUCAAAUAUCAAUAAAAUGACCAAGCGGACGCAGCAGAAGAGACGUGCUGCUCCUUCCGGUCACCUUUGCUGCUGUUUUCUUCAGUUGAAA